AUGGGAAUGUGGCAAAGAUUGAGGAGCGACUGGAUAUGCGAGGUAUGCGAGGUCGAAAAUUUACAUGGGAACGCGACAGGAGCUGAUUGGUGUAGCUUAUUUUCUCAGGCUAUUGUUUAUAAUCAUGAGGUUGUUACAUUCGAUCAUACAACUAUUUAUGUGGAGUUGGAAGAGCCUAAACAGUCAAGACAAAGGCGGCAAUUCCUAUUUGAAAAUGCAUGGCUUAAAGAUAUUGGGUGCAAAGAUGUGGUUAUGCAUGCAUGGAAUAUUUCUGUUGACGGAAAUUUUCCCACUAGAUUACGGCAAUGUGCAAUGGCAUUGAAACAUUGGGGUGGUAAUCUUGCUCAACGUCUUAAUCGUGAAAUUGCCAUCAUUCAACUUCAAAUGCAAAGUUUGCGGGAAAGACGCGAUAAUAGUUCUUUGACGGAGUUUCGGACAUUGGAUAGUAAGCUGGCAGAGUUAAUAGACCAACAAAACAUAUUUUGGCGUCAAAGAGCAAAGCAGCACUGGCUUCAAUGUGGGGACCGAAAUACGAAAUUUUUCCAUCUAUAUGCUUCGGCAAGGCGACGGAAGAAUCGUAUCACUAGGCUCCAAGAUACUAAUGGUGGAUGGGUGGAGCGAGAUGGCCUGUUGAAUUUAGUUGCUACCUAUUUUCAAAAUGUGUUCUCCCAAAAGGGUGUCUUCUUGGAUAAUACGUGGGAUAGCUUUGCUCCUUAG
This is a messenger RNA of Ipomoea triloba (trilobed morning glory), 717 nucleotides long. RefSeq lists its product as uncharacterized. The transcript has a single exon. The record is from RefSeq and is a predicted model, not a curated record. Lineage: Eukaryota; Viridiplantae; Streptophyta; Magnoliopsida; Solanales; Convolvulaceae. Bases 1 to 717 code for a protein of 238 amino acids.